UUGCUUGAACCCUUAAAAUGUAGUCUAUUCCCUGACCUUGGCUUUAUUGAGCGUUACGAAGGCGCUAGCCUUCGUUGAGCGGCGUAGUAGUGGGAUUAUGCUCGGGGAUAGAGAGAGAUAGCUCCAUCAAUGGCUGUUGGUUCAUUGUGACAAUAAUGCAAGCGAACAGGAUUAAGAUGGAGUAUUUAUGAAAUGACCUCGCGUCUUUAAUUGUGUAUUUAUCCAGUCCUCCAUUCUGCCUACCUGUAAAAUAUGAGCUGAGCUGCGCCCCAUUCUCCAUUGUUUUUCAUGCCCACCCCUUUCUUCCUCUUUUGAAUAUCAUUUUAUAGUGAUAUUCAUGUAUGCACGCGAGGAAUCUGCACUGGCUUAUGAAGGAUCAUUGCACUGACGCAUUAAAGCCGAUCAAUACAGUGAUUUGUUUAAUCUACAUCAGUAAGCCGUGAAGUAGUCAGAUGCACAUACUGAGGGAAAAUUGAUCGUGCACUUUCAUUAGAAAAACAAAAAAACUAAAUAGACCAGCUGCUGGUUUAAGAGGGGUUUUGGUCACUUUUUAAAUAGUCAGGCAGGCAGAGGUCAACCUGGGAAGUUCUGUUUGUAGUAAAUUGUUGUAAUAAAUUUUGUGUGGGUCCUUACUGUCCUCAAUCAUGUCUUUAAAUUGAGGUACUAAAGAGAUCAUUGGGGCAGAUGAUUAGAUAAAAAGAUUGGGUGACAUGUAGCGUACAAUAGUAAAGUCAAGGAAAGCAGAGUGACCCACUAAAGUGAGUUGGGCAAUUCAAGUGCUGUGGAGAUCAUUCAUGUCUUUGAGAUUGUUAGGGCUGAAACUUAUGAUAUGGUUACACAAGCCACUCACAGACAAAUUAAAUCAUUAAAAUGGAGUGUAUUUUCCUCCUGCAACUUUCAAGAUGUAAUUUCUCAGCACUGUCAUGUGGUUCCAGGAAAAUAGGGACCUGUGGUUUUCGUUUAGGCUUCAUUAGAAAGAGUUUUCGUGGAACUGAUGUGAAGUAGAUGACACGUCUGCAAGUAGAAACUUGUGCUCUGCACAGCCACCAGUAGAAUUGAGCGUCUCUCAGUAUGAUGAACCAAAGCAUCAGUGCUUAUGUAGCAGGCUAAAUCCCUCUUUAAUUUCACCUUUCUCAUUUCCUAUACACAUUUAGAUUCUCUGCAGAUGGAAUAGGGCAUUAAAAGCUUUAGAUGCGCAUGAAUUGCUUUGCUAGUUGAAAUUUGAACAGCACUGGUGAUUAAACCAACUUUUGUUAAUCAUUCUGCAGCCUGCUGACAAUUUCUCUCCCAAUCGCUGCACUCCUCACAUUGUAUGUGUGGCAACAACAUGUCUGUACCUCUGCUCGCCGAAGCUGUGACUUUGUCUGGGACAGAGAAGGAGACAGCUGUGGUGAUCUUCCUUCAUGGCUUGGGUGACACAGGACACGGUUGGGCCGAUACAAUGACGUCUAUUCGGCUGCCGUACAUCAAAUACAUCUGCCCACACGCACCCAGAAUCCCUGUAACACUCAACAUGAAGAUGACCAUGCCCUCAUGGUUUGACCUUAUGGGUUUAAGCCCGGAAUCACCAGAGGAUGAAGCCGGGAUUAAGAGAGCAGCAGAAAACAUAAAGGCCAUCAUUGAUCAUGAAGUAAAGAACGGGAUACCAUCAAAUCGUAUUAUUCUUGGUGGUUUCUCUCAGGGUGGAGCACUUUCUCUCUACACUGCUCUGACCUGUCAACAGAAAUUAGCGGGUGUUGUUGGGCUUAGCUGUUGGCUUCCACUUCACAAGACCUUCCCACAGGCUGCAAGUGGGAGUGGAAAUAAGGACACUCCCAUCCUGCAGUGUCACGGAGAAAUGGAUCCCAUGAUCCCGGUGCAGUUUGGGGCUAUGACAGCAGAGAAGCUCAAGACCAUUGUUUCUCCCGUGAACAUCACCUUCUGCACCUAUCCAAGUCUCAUGCAUAGCUCCUGUCCUCAGGAGAUGUCUGCUGUGAAGGAUUUCAUUGAAAAGCAGUUACCCCGAAUCUGACCUCAUUCUAACUCACUGUGACCCUUAGACACUGACUUCUCACCUCCGACCUGCCAUUCUCCCACAGGAAACAGCCAUGAUCCACAAAAAUACAUUCAUGCACAUACACAUACACAAACACACUCAUGCAUGAACAUUCAGUUAGAUAUACUGUGAACAUGCAACACAUGCAUACAGUUUCAUCUCACACCUUUGUUUGUAAUUUCAUACAUCAAUGGACAUUUAUUAACAACUUAGAAGUGUUAGAAUUCUUAUACAUGACGCAUUGGUCAUUGAACAUCUUACAUACAGUAAUAUUCCACCAAACUCUUGGGGCACUUUUUUCUAGGGCACUUACUGACUUUUAUUAUACAUUCCCAUAAACAUUAAAGGGAUAGUUUACCCCCAAAAAAGACAAUUUUGUCAGCAUUUACACCCACACCUUGAUUGUUGCAAACUCACAUGAUAUUCUUUAUUCCAUGGAAUAUAAAAGGAGAUGUUAAGCAUAAUGUUAGCCUCAAUCACCAUUUAUUUUCAUUGUAUGGAGAGGAAAAAAAAAAAGAUGCAACAAAAGUGAAUGGUGACUAAGGAUGCAAAGGGACGGAAACUUUCCAGAAACUGUUCAUGGGAAAUUAAGCUGGGGAAUUUUGGAAAUAUUGGAAAAAACUUUGGGCACUUGGCUAUAUGCCGCUGCAUCUUUGUGGCAUUCUUAACAUAGGUCUUUGCACAGUAUUUGCAAAUGUACACAGCCUUUCCUUCUACACUGGGUGAGGUGAAAUGUAUCCACACAUCAGAUGGCGCACGUGGCACUGUUCUGUAGAAUAAGAUUAGAAAAAAAGCUUGUAAAAAAACUCUAAUGCAAUGCUAUGCACAGAUAUAUAAAUAGUUAGCUAAACAAUUGGAAUAUUCUGGAAUGGUACAAAUAUUUUACAACUGAUGCUAGACAAAUUAAUAGAAAUAGGCUAGAUGAAUAGAUGAACACCUCAAUCGGCAUGCUAAAUCAAACUAUAACCUACGUUCUUGUAUGAUAACAGAAAACUAUGAAAUUCAACUGAAUUUGAAUUAAAUCUGGUUGUUUUAACCAAGAUUAUGCUGCAAGAUGUUUUUUUUUUUAACAACAUUUAAGUUCCCCGUUAUAGGCUAACUUGCAAUUUUGCAAAUUUCCAGUUUAUUCCCGUUAAUUCCCAUAUAUUCCUGUUAAUUCCCAUGGAAAGUUUCCAACUUUGAAACUUCCUGGAAUUUUGCAACCCUAAUGGUGACUGAGACUAACAUUGUGCCUAACAUCUCCGUUUAUGUUUGAAACAACAAGAGGUUGAGUAAAUGAUGACAUAUUUUUGUUUUGUUUACUAUCCUUUUAAAUCCUCUCUCUCUUUCACUCUUUAUCUCUCAGUAAGCAAUGCAGUAUGGGUAACAUUUUAUUAGACAGCUCCUUUACGCAGAAUUCUGGAGAGUUCAGCUGCUGCGAGUCUGUGGUGGUGGAGGAAGUUAGUCAGAGCCUGGUGCCGUUUGGAGUGAUUUGCGUCACAAUGCUCUGCAUGCUAGUCCCACUGUGCAUGCCUGUGGUGAGGGUUCAUCGGGAUGCUGCAACUCCUACUUGUGCUGAAAUAUCUUUUUUUUUCUUUUUUUUUUAAAGCUAGAAUUAUGAGAAAAACGAGCAAAAACCGCUCAAAUAAACUAAGCACAUGAAUUAUUCAAAUCUUCCAGUAUGUUUUGUUCUUCUAAAACAAUUGAUGACUUAACAUCCAGAAUAAGAAUAUACUAAUUAUAUAUGGUAGGAUUUAUGUUUUCAUUUGUGCCAUAUUUAUGAAGUCUUUUGGCUUUGUGUGAAUUGUGUCUAGACUGGUUAUGGCUUUAUAACUAUUUUAGGAAAAGCAGCAUUAUAAGCUGGCUUUAGAUUUUAGAGUAUCUAAUUGUAAAAUAAUAAUCACUGCUUGACAUCACUUAUUUGCAAUAAUCAGUGUGCAUCACUCCAGACGGUGCUGGUAAUAAUCUGCCGUUGCUUUAAAUAGCCUCCUAAGUCCUCCCUAAUUCCCUUUCCACUUCAUAGCCACAUCAUCUUCCAUUCACGUAACCAAACACAGUUAAGUGUUCUGGGGUCUCAGAUUGAAAAUGUAUAUACAUUUCAGGUUCCAUAUUAUUGCAUAAAAGUAUUGUUUACUGACAUGACCUAUAAUAAAGGAUGGUAGGGUACAGUUAUACAGCAGUGCUAGCGGAAGAUGUGGUGGAUUGAGCCUGCUGAUAUUAAAGAAGCAAAAAAAGUAACCUUGAUUAGUUAUUAGAACUUAAAGAUGAGUUUGCAAACAUGGAUGCUAUAGUUGUUUCACAGUUUGCUUGUAUACAUUUGAAAAUGGAUUAAGAUGGUUUGUGUGAUGAUAUCUAAACAGUUGUUUGCGAAGUAGUGAAUGUUGCUUUUUUAAAUCUAAAUAGAUGUUCUUUAAUAUAAUGUUUCAGUGUUAUUUUAUCUUUUUAACACUGUUACUGAGUCCAUUUGACUUCCAUAUUUUAAUAAGCAAUGAUCCCCUAUUUUCUAAUUGGCAUUAUUCCUUAUGAUUAGGUAGUGUAAUUUCUUAGCUUUGGACAGGUUUCCUAUAUGCCCUAUGGCUUGAAUGUUUAAUGUAUUAAUCAUGGGCAUGCCAGGCACAAGCUGGUCAGAAGAAACUGGCAAUAUCUUUGGGUUUAGCAGUGAAAUUAUAAGUCUGUUUAUGUCUACCUGAGUUGUAUUUUGUUAGAUUGUGUUUUAUCAUUUGUGCUCAUUUAAACAAAACCAGUUGUGUUCUGUUUUUGUUUUUUAAUUUGAUAAAGUGUACAGAGGGACAAUUUGUUCUUAAGCAAUUUUCCCGAAACACAUGUAUGUGAAAUAAAUGAUGCAAAUCA
This is a messenger RNA of Myxocyprinus asiaticus (Chinese sucker), 4864 nucleotides long. RefSeq names its product acyl-protein thioesterase 2-like. Bases 1313 to 2011 code for a protein of 232 amino acids. The transcript is spliced from 10 exons. Gene Ontology annotation, biological process: protein depalmitoylation. Gene Ontology annotation, cellular component: cytoplasm. The record is from RefSeq and is a predicted model, not a curated record. Lineage: Eukaryota; Metazoa; Chordata; Actinopteri; Cypriniformes; Catostomidae. Gene Ontology annotation, molecular function: palmitoyl-(protein) hydrolase activity; carboxylic ester hydrolase activity.